AUGUUGUCCACCAUAGAUAUUGACGCUUGCGAGUUCACCGGACCGAUGCCCAAGUCAAUGACAAACCUUACACAAUUGGUUUCUUUGUCGAUGUCUUUUAACAAGUUGGAAGGUUCAAUUCCGUCAUUCAGUGGGGCCAAUAAUGUGGGCGACAUAGACCUUUCCUACAAUGGUCUAACAGGUACUAUUAAUUCCACUCACUGGAGAAACCUUACUAAGCUAUCCUCUCUCAUUUUGAGCUCUAAUAAGCUCAAUGGGAAUAUCCCAGCAUCUCUGUUUUCCCUAAACCUAAGCCCAACGGGUCUUCUAGAUCUUUCUGGCAAUCAAUUCUCUGGUCCAUUCCCUGAAACUUCAAAUGUGUCUUCCUACUUGCCGAAUGGUCUUAAUCUUAGAGUUGAUUUCAGUAGCAAUAAUCUAGAAGGGCCGAUACCUAUGUCUAUCUUUAGCUUGCGAGGUCUUAAAACUCUAGAUCUUUCUUCAAAUAAUUUAAGUGGCUCGUUUCCUCUUGAUGGUCUACACCAGCUGAGAAAUCUUUCUGAACUUGAUCUUUCACACAAUAACUUGUUUCUUACCCAUGAUUAUACCAAUUUCUCAUAUUCCUCAUUUUCUCAACUAUCUAAGCUGAGCUUGGCGUCAUUGAAAUUGAGAACAUUUCCUAAUUUCUUGAGGAAUCGAUCUAACUUGAUAGGAUUGGACCUUUCAGAUAACCAGAUAAAUGGCAAGAUACCCAACUGGAUUUGGAGUUUAAGUAAUCUUGAGUCCCUGAACCUUUCUUGCAAUUCCCUAGAUUCUCUAAAUGUUCAUUCAAUCAAUAUCACUAAUCUAGAUAACCUUGACCUUCAUUCCAAUCAGUUUCAUGGGCAAAUCCCAAAUUUUCAGCCACCUUGCUAUCUCUAUUAUCUAGAUUUCUCAAAGAAUUAUUUCAGCUCUAUCAUACCGAGUACCAUUGGAGAUGUGCUUCUUAGUAUUGGAAUCUUUUCGCUUUCUAGCAAUAACCUCAAUGGGAUCAUUCCAGAAUCAUUAUGCAAUUCACCGUAUCUUACCAUUCUUGAUCUGUCCAAUAAUUCAUUGAGUGGCACGAUUCCCCAGUGCUUGACUACAAUGAGCUCGCUUGCAGUACUCAAUUUGAGGAGAAACAAUCUUACAAAUGUUGAUGAAUUCUCUCAUAAUUGCAGUUUAAAGAAACUAGACAUCAGUGGAAAUCAUAUUCAAGGCCAGUUUCUAAAAUCUCUUGUGAACUGCACCCAGUUAGAGAUUUUAAACCUUGGAAACAAUCUGAUAACAGAACCAUUUCCAUGCUUUUUGAGGAACAUAUCCACGUUGAGUGUUCUUGUCUUGCGGUCCAAUAAAUUUUUUGGGCACAUUGGUUGUCGCAAGACUAAUGGCACUUGGCCAGUACUUCGAAUGAUAGACCUAGCUCACAACAAUUUUAGUGGAGAAAUACCUGGAAGAGAUUUGACAACUUGGCAGGCCAUGAGGACUAGUAAAGGUGAUGCCCCAUUGAAUAUCAGUAACCUUCAAUGGUUGUAUGCUGGAGCUUCUUUUCAAGAAGAUACAAUCAUGGUUACCAACAAAGGUUCUGAGAUGGAGCUGGUGAAUGUUUUAACACUCUUCACCUCGAUUGAUUUCUCAUGCAACAAGUUCAACGGAUCAAUACCGGAGGAAAUUGGAGAACUCAAAUCAUUAUAUGCCCUCAACUUGUCCAACAAUGCUUUCACAGGUGCACUUCCAUCAUCAUUAGGUAACUUGAGUGAGCUAGAGUCUUUGGACCUCUCGAAAAAUAAACUGAGCGGUCAAAUCCCACUGGAGCUUACAAAACUCACUUUCCUUGCAUUCUUGAAUCUCUCAUAUAAUCAAUUGGUCGGGAGGAUACCAAGCGGUGCUCAAUUUUCAACAUUUGAUGCAGCUUCCUUCGAAGGUAACAAAGGAUUAUGGGGGCCUCCUUUAACAGCAGAUAAUAACACAGGCUUCUCACCACCAAAGCAGGAAGGCAACCAUUCAAAUUUGGGACAUGAAAUUGAUUGGGAUAUUAUCUGUCCUGAAAUUGGAUUUACAUGUGGGUUUGGGAUUGCCAUCGGGUCACUUUUGUUCUGCAAGAGAUGGAGGAAAUGGUAUUACAGAGCUAUGUAUAACAUGCUUCUAAAGAUAUUCCCUCAGCUGGAACGAAGAUUUGGUCAUCAUAGGAGACAUGUUUAUGUACAUCAGAGAUACUGGAGACGUUGA
Molecule: messenger RNA, 2223 nt
Organism: Rosa chinensis
Lineage: Eukaryota; Viridiplantae; Streptophyta; Magnoliopsida; Rosales; Rosaceae
Product: receptor-like protein 34
Exons: 1
Coding region: 1-2223 (740 amino acids)
Cellular component (GO): plasma membrane
Molecular function (GO): protein binding
Source: RefSeq, a predicted model, not a curated record